AUGGGCUGCGCUGGUGGACCUUGUGAGCCGGGAGAUGACUGUAAAAACAGGGAUGUCUAUGAUAAAACAGCAAAGUCUGUUCCUGUCACAUUGAAAGCUGGAACCAAAGAGGUCUUUUUUGUGGGCAGUCAAAUCAGCACAAUUCCCAAAGGAGCGUUUGCCACCAAUCCUCAGCUUGAGAAGAUCGAGUUCCUUGGUACCAUAACAGAUUCCAUUGAGACUGGAGCAUUUGAGGGAUUAAAUAACAUUAAGAUCAUUGAGAUAUCUAGUACACCGCUGGAGUCAGUUACCGUUGGAGUCUUUCAGGAUUUGAGCAGCCUUGAAACUCUGGUCCUAAAAAACAACAAAAUCCAGAAUUUAGAGAAGGGUUUAUUUGAUGGUCUUGAGAAACUCAGAGAACUACAGCUGCACAUUAAUGAGAUUGUCUCCAUUGAGGAAGGGACAUUUGAUCAGCUAGAAAAUCUUCAGACUCUUCAUCUGGCAAAGAAUAAUCUUAGCUCCAUUUCAUCAUCUCUCCUUUCAAAAUUGAAGAAGCUCAAAACAAUCAGAUUGUAUGAAAAUGAAUUAACAUCCCUACCUGAUGGAUUAUUUGACAAUCUACAAGGUCUUACAGAGAUUGCUUUAUAUAACAACAAAAUAUCAUAUAUACAGCCACAAUUAAUUCAGAAUAAAGACAAAUUAGAAAAGUUACUUCUAAACAACAACCUCUUAACAGAGCUGCCACCGCAGAUGUUUGUCAACUUUCCAUUACUUAAAUCAUUAACACUGCAGAGUAAUCUAUUAACACAUCUCCCCCCAAACGUAUUUGGAGAAAAGCCUAAACUUACAGAAUUAAGCUUGAAGACCAACAAACUCACCUCACUUCCUCCAGGAGGCUUGAAAGGCCUUUCAAAGCUGCGUAAAUUGGAUCUGUCUGAGAAUCAGUUUGAAACUGUGGCAGGGGAGUUUUUUGAUGGUCUGGAGAAGGUCACAGACCUUAAUCUUCAGAAAAAUGUUAUUAAAUCCCUUACAUCAGACAAUUUUGAGAAACUUAAAUCUCUAACAACCCUAAGGCUUUCUAAAAAUGAACUGAAAUGGCUUCCAGAUGAUGUUUUCAGUUCUUUACCAAAAUUGAGUAAAUUAUACCUGGAUGGCAAUCCUUGGUAUUGUGACUGUAACCUAAUACCCUUAUACAACUGGAUGAAAUCACAUGAAAAGAUCUUAAAAUCUCCACCACUAUGUGCCUCACCUGAGUCUUUGAAAGACAGAGAGAUCAUCAGUCUAGAAGAGAGUGACUUCAUAUGCCCCACUACGCUGCCAACCACAACAACCUUACAUACCACUACCACACCUGUGCCUACAACAGCCUUACAAACCACUACUACACCUGUGCCAACCACUACCACACCUGUGCCCACAACAACCUUACAAACCACUACCACACCUGUGCCUACAACAACCUUACAAACCACUACCACACCUGUGCCUACAACAACCUUACAAACCACUACUACACCUGUGCCAACCACUACCACACCUGUGUCAACAACAGCCUUACAAACCACUACCACACCUGUACCUACAACAACCUUACAAACCACUACCACACCUGUGCCAACCACUACCACACCUGUGCCUACUACAACACAGACUACAACACUGCCAACCACAAAAGCUACAACUACAUUACCAGUAACUACGACAGAACUGCCAACAACAACAUUACCUACAACUACACUAGCUACAACACUGUUGAUGACAACUCUACCAACAACUGCAGAAACAACCACAACAGCAAGAACCACAACAACAGAGGCUACCACCUCACUAAUUACAACAACUCUGCCAACCACUACAUUGGCACCUACAACACCAACAACCACAGCACUACCAACUACUACUACGGCUGCUACCACAACCGAAAUGACUACCACUCUGAUAACCACUACACCACCCUCAACAACAUGUGAACUCACUACAACAGCUCUGACCACUGAUCUGACCACAACCUUACCAACAACAAUCAGCGCUACAACUACCCUUCAAACAACCCCCAAGACCACACCUACUACCACAUCCCUUCAAACAACCUCUCAGAUGGAAACCACUCGGUCACCAACCACCCCAACCCAUUUCACCUGUGUCAGCACCCAUUAUCCUGAACAGCAAGGGCAGCGACUGUACAACAGGGUAAAACUAACCCGCUUCGCUUACAGCAAAGAAGUCAUCCUAAGGCCAGUACAAGAAGUUGAGACUGUUGCUCUGUGAGGCACCUCUAUUCCAGUCCUCACUAUUAUUGAAAGACCUAUAGGACACUCAUUUCAAAAUAUUUUGCACCAUUCUGGGGUUGCUAUUCAUAAGCUUUACAUUAAGCAUUACAUGAAGUUAUGUACAGUUGUAUUCAUUCAAGAGAAGGUAAAUUAUGCUGAUGGACUGUUAUGCUAUGCAUUGUGUGAUAUGGCAUGUAUUACCCUUGCACAACUGGACCGUUUCACUUCUGAUAUAGGGGUGAGGAAUAGUCACUCAACCUGGCUCACAAUGUAGUUUUGUAGUUUACUUGCUGUGGGAAGACGCUUUCAUAUUCUGCAUGAGGUGCUGUAUUCUUGACAAGAAAAUGAUUGCUGCAGGCCUUAAGCAACACAAAUACAGUGUUUGGAUCAUUCAAAUCUUUUAAAACUUGAACCAUGGAUUUUGGAAUACAGAUUCCUCUUAAUAUUAAUAAUAAUAAUAAUAAUAAUAAAACUUUAUUGAUAUAGCACCUUUCAUGCAAAAGAAUGCAGCUCAAAGUGCUUUACAG
Molecule: messenger RNA, 2776 nt
Organism: Clupea harengus (Atlantic herring)
Lineage: Eukaryota; Metazoa; Chordata; Actinopteri; Clupeiformes; Clupeidae
Product: carboxypeptidase N subunit 2
Exons: 2
Coding region: 1-2247 (748 amino acids)
Biological process (GO): signal transduction
Cellular component (GO): plasma membrane
Molecular function (GO): signaling receptor activity; protein binding
Source: RefSeq, a predicted model, not a curated record